UAGAGAGGUUUUAGAGACAUGAACUUUGCACACUAUACUACUGCUACAUCAGUGUGAAAAGAGUUUGAUGAACUUAUUCCUAGUAAAAUCAAAUCAAAAUGAAGAUCACCAUAUUCAUUUUUCUGUUGGCUGCAUCUCUUCAGGACGGUAUUGCAGAAAGUCUGAGUCGUUUACAUCCAGCAUAUAUUUACAAUGUUGGAGUGACCAAAGUCCAUGAAGGCGGGAACAUCACCUUUAUGUGUGCAGCUGAUAAUAUUACAAAAAGCACAGGCAUAAUAGAUAUGUACCUUUUCAAGAAUGGUGAGAGAGUCAAGAGGGAGGCUUUUGAAGCUACAACAGAAUACAAUACAACAUUUAUCCUUACCGGGAUUACUGUAGAACAUUCUGGAUGGUACACAUGCCUUUACUCUGAAGAGAAUCUCCGUGUCAGUAGGACAAAUGCAAUUGGACACAACUCCGUCUCACUCGAGGUUUUGGGUAAAAUAUUACCAGGGAAGAUUGAAAUUACAGAAAAAGGAGAAACUUUGAAACUGACCUGCACCUUUACAAAAAUUCCAAACUGUACUGAAGUCUACGUUUAUCUCACUUUCAAUGGGAUUGGAAACAGCAAGAAGCGGGUGAUCUGCAGUCACACGACCAUUUUCACAACAUUUCAGCUUAUUUUUUCUGAAGAAAACUUUGGGAAAUACAGCUGUGUGUAUUCAGUGUCUAACUACAGUCUCAGUGAGGUGAGAAAUACAGGAGAAAACACCAUCUUUGUUAAAGAAAGUCUGGGCUGUUUAUCUCCAGCACGAAUUUACAAUGGUGGAGUGACCAAAGUGAAUGAAGGUGAAAACAUCACUUUGAAGUGUGUAGCUGAUAACCUUAAAGAAAACAAUAUAAUAUAUAUGUACCUCUUCAAGAAUGGUGAGAGAGUCAUGCUGCAAGCUAUUGACGCUACAACAGAAUACGAUUCAGUGUUUAUCCUUACCCAGCUUACUGUAGAACAUUCUGGAUGGUACACAUGCCUUUACUCUGAAGAGGAUCUCCGUGUCAGUAAGACAAAUGCAACUGGACACAAGUCUGUCUCACUCGAGGUUUUGGGUAAAAUAUUACCGGCGAAGACUGAAAUUACAGAAAAAGGAGAAACUUUGAAACUGACCUGCACCUUUACAAAAAUUCCAAACUGUACUGAAGUCUACGUUUAUCUCAGCUUCAAUGGGAUCGGAAACAGCAAGAAGCGGGUGAUCUGCAGUCAAAGACCUUUUCCACAACAUUUCAGCUUAUUUUUUCUGAAACAAUCUCUGGGAACUACAGCUGUGUGUAUUCAGUGUCUAACUACAGUCUCAGUGAGGUGAGAAAUACAGGAGAAAACACCAUCUUUGUCGACGCACACAAUACAAUAGAGGUUCACAUCUAUGGCCCAGACUGGGAGAGAAAUCUUCUCAGGCUGAUCUUCUCAGUUGGAGUGGUGAUCUUUGCGUGCUGCAUUAUUAUUUUUGACUUCAAGACACGUGUCCGUCCACCAGAACUACAGUAGAACUGGAUAUGUAAUGUCUGAAAUUGUGCAUUUUUUUAAAUAUAUAUAAAUAGACCGUAUAAUGAUGACUGAUAAAUGAAUUCUUCUUUGUUUUCUCUCUUUUAUGUAAAUA
Messenger RNA from Hemibagrus wyckioides, 1631 nucleotides. RefSeq lists its product as uncharacterized. The record is from RefSeq and is a predicted model, not a curated record. Lineage: Eukaryota; Metazoa; Chordata; Actinopteri; Siluriformes; Bagridae. The transcript has 8 exons. The coding region runs from base 99 to 1337 and encodes 412 amino acids.